This is a messenger RNA of Pleuronectes platessa (European plaice), 4833 nucleotides long. It is a transcript of the gene gatad2ab, whose product is annotated as GATA zinc finger domain containing 2Ab. The record is from RefSeq and is a predicted model, not a curated record. The transcript has 11 exons. Lineage: Eukaryota; Metazoa; Chordata; Actinopteri; Pleuronectiformes; Pleuronectidae. Bases 394 to 2379 code for a protein of 661 amino acids. Gene Ontology annotation, cellular component: NuRD complex. Gene Ontology annotation, molecular function: zinc ion binding; sequence-specific DNA binding. Gene Ontology annotation, biological process: negative regulation of transcription by RNA polymerase II.
UAUCUGGCAGCCGGAGUGGCAGCGGACAGACGAGAGGGGAUCCCCGGGAUUUUUACACCGAAGCCAGCGAAACACCGACCUCAAACACCCGAAAACCGCGGGGGGAAACUCGGCUUAGCUCCUCCUAGGACUCCGUAAGUCCGUAUGUUACACCACCGGUCCAACUAGUCCAAUGUUUCGGUUUCCAAUUAAAAUUGUGACGACGAAUGAAGUUUCUCUCUCGUCGUUAGCUCGGCUAACGUAAGUUAAGCUAGCUAGCAUAGCCUCGUCUGAGCUAACGUGCAAGGUAACAGUUUGCGUGUCGCGGAGCAGCACACACACCUUCCUGACACACAGGAACCCAAAAAGUCCAGCAAUAAUACAACUAACUUCGCCGACAAACUUUGCGCAGGGAUGCUCGCAAUACAAAGUGAAAUGGUGAGAGAAGCCAUGUCAGAGGAGGCUGUGCGUCUAACACGCAGCCAGAAGCGGGCUCUGGAGAAGGACCAUGGAAGCCCUACUGGGCCCCUCGGGGACAUGGACGGCAAAAGAGUGAAGCUGGACGGGGAAGACUCAGAUGGGUCUUCCCCGGACCUGGUGGGAUCUGGAGCCGAAGGUGUCAAGCUAAAGAGUGAUCAGGCUGCAAAGGUAGCAACCAGUAUCCUGAAGGCUGGAGAAGUGAAGGCCACCAUCAAGGUGGAAGUGCAGACCAGAGACGAGCCCGUCGACAUGAGUACAUCCAAAAGUGACAUAAAGAAAGAGCGGCAGCCACCGUCACCUGAUGAUGUGAUUGUGUUAUCGGACAACGAGCCAUCCAGUCCUCUCAUGAACGGACACUGCUUCACAAAGACUGACACAGAUAAACUGAUGAAGAGUUCUCCAGAAGAGAGGGAGCGCAUCAUCAAAACACUGCAGGAAGAACUGAGACUCCAAGAGGCCAAACUAGUGCUGCUUAAGAAACUGCGACAGAGCCAGAUCCAGAAGGAGAGCAAUGUGCAGAAGGCGACUGGCUCAGUAGCCACUCCUCCUCCUUUGGUUAGAGGAAGCAUCACAUCAAGCAAAGGACCCCUCCAGAUGACAGGUCGCAGCUCUGGCACGGUGAUCCCUCCUCCAUUAGUGAGGGGUGGGCAACAUGUCCCGUCCAAACACAACUCUCAGAUUGUCAUGCCACCUCUGGUCAGAGGAGCCCAGCCUAUUGCAGUUACUCCGCAACAGAUAGCCAAUCUACGUCAGCAUCAGCAUCAGCACAGCGGCUCAGGCCCCCCUCCACUCUUGCUGGCACCGAGGGCUUCUGUGCCCAAUGUCCAGGUCCAGGGCCAGAGGAUCAUUCAGCAGGGACUCAUACGGGUGGCUAAUGUGGCCAACAGCAAUAUCAUGGUAAACAUCCCUCAGGCCUCUCCAACCAGCCUCAAGAACUCUUCAAUGUCCCCUAACUCGAACAUCAAUGACUCACCAGCCAGCCGACAGGCGGCUGCCAAGCUCGCUCUGCGUAAACAGCUGGAGAAGACUCUUCUGGAAAUUCCUCCACCCAAACCUCCUGCCCCAGAGUUUAACUUCCUGCCUUCAGCAGCGAAUAAUGAGUUCAUCUACUUAUUGGGGUUAGAAGAGGUGGUGCAAAAACUUCUGGAGAUGCACGGCAGGGGCAAUCUGGGCCCUGCUGCUGCAAUGGCCAUCUCCAUUCCCAAAGAGCCAUACACCUGUGCCCAGUGUAAGACGGACUUUACCUCCCGCUGGAGAAAAGAGAAGGCUGGAACCAUCCUGUGUGACCAAUGCAUGUCAUCUAAUCAGAAGAAGGCCUUAAAGGCUGAGCACACCACUCGUCUGAAGGCAGCCUUUGUUAAAGCACUCCAACAGGAGCAGGAGAUUGAACAGCGUAUCCUGCAGCAGGCAGCCUCUUCUUCUUCCUCCUCUCACUCUAAAAACACCUCAUCCUCCUCUUCGAUGUCCAAGAGUGAGGUGCUGGUUUCCCAGCAAUACAAGCAGGUCAGGGCUGCCAUGCAGCACAGACCAGUGUCUGCCCACCACUCCACCAUUAAGCAGAAUCAGCUGUCACACAGCAUCCAGGCUGCGGUGAGGUCUCGUGGCGUGGUCCACUCAUUCAACUCCUCUCAGCUGCACAACUCUGUGUCAGCAGCACUGGGAAGCAGGCCAGGUAAGCAUGCUGCAGCACGUCUGCUGCAGCAGGGGGCAAAGGUCAGCGCCGGCAGCAGCAGCAGUCACCAGGCCAACGUGGCUGCCUGGAGGAAGCAGAACAUGGGCAACACAGGUAUGUCCAUGGCCUAUGUGAACCCCAGCUUGUCUGCUCAUAAGACCACCUCUGCUGUGGAGCGUCAGCGAGAGUACCUGCUGGACAUGAUUCCCUCCCGUUCUAUCUCCCAAGCAAACAACACAUGGAAAUAAUGCAAUCUUACUCUUUUUCUCAUAACUAUUAUCUUUUUAAUAUCAAUAACAGCCAUUCUCAUUAUCAUUCUAAUCCUUUCUAUGGACUUCUAUGCCUCUGGCCAAAUGGUGCAGCGGAUAAACAGCCUCUUUUCUAUGGGAUGGAGGUGUUUCCUCAAUCUCCUCAGAUCCUUCUGCCGCCAUCUUUCAUACCCUAGUCCUGCUUCCCAAAUAGGAGUUGUGCUGCAGCAGCUCAGGAUUCUGGGAUACAAGGAGAUUGUCAAACUGAAUUUUGCAUACCUUCCUGAAGGCUGGAUGAAACACUGGCGUGUACAAUUUUCCAAACUUCUCGGGUGAUGUCGCCUCACCCUCCUUGUAUAUCGGUUGACCCUCACGGUUGUACCAAGUGGAAGUUGCCACACAAUCCCUGAGCUGCCCUGCCUCCGGAUUAGGCAGGGAAAGAAUAACAAUCCCUCUCAUACUCAAUAAAAAAACUCGCCUUAGGUCCUGCCCCUCCAGUCUGAGCCCGUCAGACUCAGGCCCAUGUGGUGGUCAAACAGAACUUCACCGAAGUCCUCAUCACAGGGAUUGUGGUUGAGCUUCAAGGAUCAUUCACAGAAUAAAUGCUUCAGCUUUGCAAAAACGAAUAAAACAAAAAAGGACUGUAAAAAAAGAAUCUAUCUGCACACAGACUGCCUCUUCUCUCUAACCUACGCCAUGUAUAGUAGAGAAGUUGAUGCGUGUUGGAUUAUUUUGUAUGGCUGAAUAUUAGGAUUUUGUCGUUCUUCUGUGAGUCAUAUACUGUGUUUGGAAUAUUGAAUAUUGUGCUCCCUGAUACUUUGGAAAGGGGCCUCUUGUCGAGGUCUGAAUUUACAGGCUAAUGUUACUGUAGAGGUGGUUUUACAUCUGCUGGGUUCCAUGUUGUGGCCUACUUUUAAAUACUUUGUUUUUUCUAAGACGAGGAAGAAUAAUGUUUAAGGUUUCACUCACUCAUGUAAAAACGGGGAGCAUAUGUUAGGAGGACUCUUCUUGAAUAUUGUUAAACAGAAAAAAAAAAAAAAACCUUCCAAAGAACUAGUGGAGCCCAAAUGGAAUCCCUUCUGCUAGAAGGUCUCUAGUUUAUCUGAACCCUCUCUAGAUAUAAACAUGAAAUCAUGCUAAUCUGGAGGGGGGGUGUAAGGAAUGUCGUAUUUUUGACAUUGUUUUUGCUUUUAGUCAUAGGUUGUGGUGCAUUAUUUUUUUCUUCUAUAGACAAACUGUCUCUGGGUUUAUUUAUAGGGUCAUGUUAGUAAAGAUAUAUGCCCUAAGUUUGAAUGGAUCUCCACAUAAAACCAUUUGUUUUCUGUGUCCAGUGGCUCCCACUCAGCCUACGAAUGGUUUAUGAGAAGCUGGACAGCUUUCAGAAUGUAGUAUGCAACAACCCCUAUAGCAACACAUGACAUGAACGUCUCUUUAGUCUUUAACAUUAAGGUGUGUAUGAUUUAUGUCCGGUCCUAAGGUUGAAUUGAGCUAACUAUGCCUUUCACAUGAGCUAUAGUGCGUUUGUAUCAGGUUGCAGCAGCACAGGAUAAGCUAGUGAUAUACAAUAUGUCCCCACAUCGCUCAUGGAGUUAAGUUCUUUCCUAACCAUGUGCUGUCAUCUUUAAUUGCAUUGAGCGGGGGUCAGGGUGGUCCAGUCUCUUUAAUCCAUGGAGAUGUGUUCAUGUGUCCCCUAUUGCAAAGUGUCACUAAAUUAAAAAUAGUAAAGUAAAAUAUUGAUAUAUUUAAUUUAAGCAGUGAAAAAAGGGUCGAAUACAAAUCUGGAUGUUUGGUAAGCGCUAUGUUUAAAACGACAAACAAAUAAACUGACAUCAGCUGACCACCCUUCAACACCCUGUAUCUGUCUUGUAUCCUCUUCACAUUGACAGAGUGCUCAUUGUUAUCUCAUCACUGUGUAAUUACAGAGCUGGAGUCCUGCUGCCCUGUUUGUCUCACUCUUGAUUUCCUAACUGAUCCGUUCUGUGACCGUCUAAUGUGACAUUGUAAGAGUAUGUGUCAUUAGGUAAACGAGCAUCAUUGGGAGUUUAUCAUCACUGCACACAUGGGUUUCAUUUAGGACGGCGCAUCUCACAAUAAAUAUGAUGGAAACUAGCAAACAAAGAUGAAAUUGCUUCAAAAAAACAACGUAGCAUUUGAAAUCUUCCAGGUUGUCUGUACAUUCCUGACAGGCAGAAGGUAGCAGCCAGCGUCCUCUGGAUGCAAAGUGGUAUGAGCCCGUCAUUUUGUGCCCUGCUAAGUGUAACCCUGUGCUGUCCUGACUACUGCCUGCUGCUGCUGCUGUUUGACGACAAUAUCACCAUUCCGUAUGUUUUGGGUCGAACUACUGCUAAAAGCCAGUGUAGCCCAAAUGGAAAUGAAAACUAUGUAUGAGAAUAUGUUUUUUAAUUUUUUCCCCCCUGCUCUAUCAAAUAAUAAUAAAACUAAUUUUAACCCCUC